This is a messenger RNA of Vicia villosa (hairy vetch), 762 nucleotides long. Its product is annotated as AT-hook motif nuclear-localized protein 28-like. The transcript has a single exon. NCBI's taxonomy places the organism in Eukaryota, Viridiplantae, Streptophyta, Magnoliopsida, Fabales, Fabaceae. Gene Ontology annotation, molecular function: DNA-binding transcription factor activity; minor groove of adenine-thymine-rich DNA binding. The record is from RefSeq and is a predicted model, not a curated record. Gene Ontology annotation, cellular component: nucleus. The coding region runs from base 1 to 762 and encodes 253 amino acids.
AUGACCACCAACAACCCCCGUGAAAAUUUGUUGAUGUCAACACCAUCAUCAAAAUCACCAUCCUCCGGAGCAUUUUUCAAUGGUCCUAGUGAACAAAAGGAGGAUCUGGCUGCAAUGCCCUUUAAGAGAUGUAAGGGUAGACCACGGGGCUCCAAGAACAAACCCAAGUCCUAUAUUGAGAUUGAAGAAGAACCCGAUAACAUCAUGAAAUGGGUUGUCAUCAAAAUCCCUACUGGAGACGAUAUAGUGCAGUCUCUCAUCAAUGUUGCUUUGCAUCAUCGAGCUAACAUCACUAUCCUAGGAGGUUUCGGUCUUGUAUCUGAUGUUACACUUCAUAAUUCAGUGUCCCAAGUCCCUCCGUUAACAAUAUCAGGAUCCUCUCAAAUGGUAUCUAUCAGUGGAACUUAUUUCAAUACCUAUAAUGGAGUUUUCAUUGAACCUUUUCAUUCUUCUUUUUCCAUUUUCCUUGCUGGUGAUCGCGGGGAAGUGUUUGGUGGGACUGUUGUAGGCAAACUUAAGGCUGCAGCUGAUAUUUUAAUCACAGCCACUCUUUCAAAGAAGCCUGAGUUUUAUAAAGGAGACACCAUAAAUGAAAGUAUUCAAGAAGUUGAACAAGAUGGACACAAAAACACUCCAUUUAUGUCUAGUAAUGGUGUUACGGAAACAAAUUCAAACCACCCAAAUUAUCAAUUCCUUGCUCCUCCUCCAGGUUUUGAGGAUGUCAAGCCGUGGAACCAUUGCAUUCAUACUAAUAAUUACUAG